CGAGCGGCGGAAGUGCCGCGGAGUUGGAGCGGGGCCGGCGCCGCGGCCGCUUCUGCUGGUUGAGCUGCUGCCGCCGCCGGGCGGACGGGCGGACGCGCGGAGCUGGGGGCGGCGCGGCGGGGCCGGCGGGGCGCGGCGGGGCUGACCGGCCCCGAUGAGGCGGAAGGAGAAGCGGCUCCUGCAGGCGGUGGCGCUGGUGCUGGCGGCCCUGGUCCUCCUGCCCAACGUGGGGCUUUGGGCGCUGUACCGCGAGCGGCAGCCCGACGGCACCCCUGGGGGAUCGGGGGCGGCGGUGGCGCCGGCGGCGGGACAGGGCUCACACAGUCGACAAAAGAAAACAUUUAUCUUGGGAGAUGGGCAGAAGCUGAAGGACUGGCAUGACAAGGAGGCCAUCUGGAGGGAUGCUCAGCGCGUAGGAAAUGGAGAACAAGGAAGACCUUACCCCAUGACCGAUGCUGAGAGAGUGGAUCAGGCAUACCGAGAAAAUGGAUUUAACAUCUACGUCAGUGAUAAAAUCUCCUUGAAUCGCUCUCUCCCAGAUAUCCGGCACCCAAACUGCAACAGCAAGCGCUACCUGGAGACACUUCCCAACACAAGUAUCAUCAUCCCCUUCCACAACGAGGGCUGGUCCUCCCUCCUCCGCACCGUCCACAGUGUGCUGAACCGCUCGCCCCCAGAGCUGGUCGCCGAGAUUGUGCUGGUCGACGACUUCAGUGAUCGAGAGCACCUGAAGAAGCCUCUUGAAGACUACAUGGCCCUUUUCCCCAGUGUGAGGAUUCUUCGAACCAAGAAACGGGAAGGGCUGAUAAGGACCCGAAUGCUGGGGGCCUCAGUGGCAACUGGGGAUGUCAUCACGUUCUUGGAUUCACACUGUGAAGCCAAUGUCAACUGGCUUCCCCCCUUGCUCGACCGCAUUGCUCGGAACCGCAAGACCAUUGUGUGCCCGAUGAUUGAUGUUAUUGACCAUGACGACUUUCGGUAUGAGACACAGGCAGGGGAUGCCAUGCGGGGAGCCUUUGACUGGGAGAUGUACUACAAGCGGAUCCCGAUCCCUCCAGAACUGCAGAAAGCUGACCCCAGCGACCCAUUUGAGUCUCCCGUGAUGGCCGGUGGACUGUUCGCCGUGGAUCGGAAGUGGUUCUGGGAGCUGGGCGGGUAUGACCCAGGCUUGGAGAUCUGGGGAGGGGAGCAGUAUGAAAUCUCCUUCAAGGUGUGGAUGUGUGGGGGCCGCAUGGAGGACAUCCCCUGCUCCAGGGUGGGCCAUAUCUACAGGAAGUAUGUGCCCUACAAGGUCCCGGCCGGAGUCAGCCUGGCCCGGAACCUUAAGCGGGUGGCCGAAGUGUGGAUGGACGAGUAUGCAGAGUACAUUUACCAGCGCCGGCCUGAAUACCGCCACCUCUCCGCUGGGGAUGUCGCCGUCCAGAAAAAGCUCCGCACCUCCCUUAACUGCAAGAGUUUCAAGUGGUUUAUGACGAAGAUAGCCUGGGACCUGCCCAAAUUCUACCCACCCGUGGAGCCCCCGGCUGCAGCUUGGGGAGAGAUCCGAAAUGUGGGCACAGGGCUGUGCGCAGACACAAAGCACGGGGCCUUGGGCUCCCCGCUAAGGCUAGAGGGCUGCAUCCGGGGCCGCGGGGAGGCUGCCUGGAACAACAUGCAGGUAUUCACCUUCACCUGGAGAGAGGACAUCCGGCCUGGAGACCCCCAGCACACCAAGAAGUUCUGCUUUGAUGCCAUUUCCCACACCAGCCCUGUCACGCUCUACGACUGCCACAGCAUGAAGGGCAACCAGCUGUGGAAAUACCGCAAAGACAAGACCCUGUACCACCCUGUCAGUGGCAGCUGCAUGGACUGCAGUGAAAGUGACCAUAGGAUCUUCAUGAACACCUGCAACCCAUCCUCUCUCACCCAGCAGUGGCUGUUUGAACACACCAACUCAACAGUCUUGGAAAAAUUCAAUAGGAACUGAGCCCUCAUGUCCCCUUGGCAGGCCCCCCAGGGUCUGGCACUCACUGCAGCCUUCCUCUUUCAAGAGAGGCAGGGCCCUGUGGGCACUAGGUGUAAAAGGUGCUGGCCAAAUGGUUCAGGGUGAAGAGGGCUCUUGAUUCAGGGGCUAGGGUCUGCCUGGUCCUUGAGCCCCUGAGUUGUGGGGGUAGGGUGAAGAGCAUAUCCCACAAGAGGCCCCACAGGGAGCAGAGCUUGCUUUAAUCCCUGCUGACAUCACGGAAAAGUAACAGAGCCUUUUCAACUUUGUCACUAUGUCCCCUUGAACAUUAUGUGGGAGAAUACCAAGGUAGCCUAGGCCACCCAAAAGUGAGUCCUGCAAGGUUGCCCAGCCCUCAGAUGGCUCUCCUACAUGAUGGUGCUUUAGAAAGAAAGGUAAAAUUUGCCUGUUUGGGGCAGCUUUUAGUAUCGAUGCCACUCAUCUGCAGCAGAAGAGAAAGAAGUCCUCUUGGGGCUUUUUAGUUUCUGCCGUCCUGGGGGGAACAUUGCAGUUACUGCCCAGCUUCUGUUCUCUGUCACAACCCCAGGUGAUUUGGUCUGGUCAAAGGCCAUACUUGGGGCCCUAAGAGUGUUCAGUACUGAAUGCUGAUCAGCUGCCAGGUGAGGAGUCAGAAGAGGGACCCCCCAGACAUUUCUUUGCAGCUAUGGACAUGCGGAAUAUCUCCCCCUGCUCUCUGGGUGUUUGAAAUGUCAAUUUUAGCACUCUCCAGGCACAAGGACAGCCCAGCCACCAGCUUUACAGGGCAGUGUUUCAGAUGGCCCUGAGCCCACGGAAAAGGCCAAGUAGACCUCCAAACUAGAAAUGCUGGCUGAUUUGCCCUGAUCCAUGCUUCCAUUUCCCUGUCUCUCUUCCCCAGGCAAUUACUGGCCUCAAAAGAGGAACAGAGGUGCUGCGAGAUGCUCACCUCACAGAGUCUGGAGGCCUCCAGGAUCAACUGUGGGCAAAGUGCCUGCCUCUGACCUCAUCAUGGUUCUAGUUCUCAUAUAGAACUCCAGAAUUUUUAAAGAACUCUGUAAUUGGAUUGCAAACUAGGAUGCUACAUAGGAUUCUGGUAUUCUACAUCCAAUAUGGAUUUCUAGAAUGCUGUGAUUAAAGGAGCCAGCCAGGUGUAAUACAGUCAAGGCAGCCCCCAGCCUAGAGACAAUCUGUGAAAUCCAAAGUAGGUGGUGUUGGGGAAGCAGGGGGACAUGUGUCCCUCAGCUCAGCAGAGGCUGUGGUACAACAUGGUCCUCGGUGAAGACCUGCACCCCUGGAACCUCCCACCAUCAUCACAACUGUAGUCUCACUUGCAGUGGAGAAAAGAACCCAAUGUCCCACAGCCAGAUAUACACCCAACUCCAUGCCAGCCCUUCAUGUUGACCUUUUGCUUUGUUAAUUACAUGUCAGACUCCUAGAGGGCCUCCAGACUAAUAGGAAGCAUUUCUGUAACCAACCUGCCACCCACUGAUUCAGAAGUGGAAAUCACAUUCCACAAUCUAUGGCUUCCACCAGCUAGCCCAGGAAAUACUUGAAAUCAGCAUUCCAAUUAGUGUUGAGUCUCUUGAUUGUGUCAUUUACCAAUUACAUAACUGAGACCUAAGUCUGGGAACAGAGCCAUGAAUCUGCCUUUGAGAUGCUGGCGGAUCUCAAGGCCAUCAAUUAUUGGAGGAGGGAGGGACAAACACUCCCAAUCAUCCACCAGUCAGACUGAAUGUGUAGCUGGCGAGGAAUUACUUCCACUUCUGGCCCAGCACAAGCCCUGCUUUGGCCACCUAUCUGCAAGAGAGGCAGCCCCUGUGCUUGCAACGCUUACAUGUUGAUCCCAGUGUCCUUUUCCAAAUGAGUGCUGUAGCUUUAGAAGUGGCCCUCUAUAGAAAGAAGUCAAAAGAUGAGGCCCCUUCUAGAAUCUACGAUAACAAGACUGUUGGCAGUUUGAGGAGUCGAAUUGAGAUUCAUCAUCAAAGAGCAAUGCAGCAUCAUUAAAAUAAAAACUGUGCCUUUUAAAAAGAAAAAUGCAAAUAUAGAGCAAAUCCCUAAACUUGAACCAUUUCCUAGUGCCUUGCUAGACAAACAUAAAGGGGCAGGGUUGUGGGGAGGGGAACAUUUUUGGUGGCGUGUGCAGUUCCUACUGGAUGAGUGUGUGUUUCUUAAUGUCUCAUUUCAAGCAGGAGAUGUUGGGCCUGGAGCAAGAUCUGAGACUGAGAUGUCCCCCAAGGGUGAGAGGCCAGAUUUAUUCCAGUCAGUGCAAGUCACACUCCAAACUAAAGGCUGGGCAGUGCGUUUAGUCUGUGGCCUAGAAGGCCUCAUCAGCCCCCGAGAGGAGGCUUUGCAUUACCUCACUGGGACCUGUUUGGGGGCCAUCACUGCGGUCCACCCUCUGAACCCCCAGCAUGUUUGUCCUGUUUCUCACCAUUGGGUUAAGGGGUGCCGAGCACUAGCUAGACUUCCACAUAGUCCUGCCCCAAGUGGGCGGCAGUGUUCCUGGCAUGACCAGGAUUCCUGUGAAAGCAGGAGCAGCAGCAAGCCAUCCCGGGCCUGCCUUUCCCAUCCUUUGGUUCUCCUUUCCAGUCUGGGUUCACACCCUGAAAAGGGAUGGGUGUCUCCUCUGAGCACUCCAACAUUUGUCAUUGCUGAGCCCACAUCAGUAGGUCCUGGGACCUGACAAAGUAUGUGGGAGGGGAAGGAAGGACAGAAUUUGACUGGCUCCAUUUCAUGGACCAACUGAUCAGUUGCCAGUACUCAGCCACUCAUUGUUAAUGGCUUCCUUUUUGAAAACCGCCUGUCUCAAGGAUUCAGGUUUCUGCUCACAUCCCCAGCUGAUACUCAAUAAAACUCAGCCGGGAGCAUAUAGAGAUGCUGACAGCCAGGUAAUGGGUGAGACUGUGGGGUGCCUUUUCCUCUAAAGCCUUUACUCUGAGGAUAAGGUCACAAAGUAGGGUGUGACUUCAGAGUAUCGUGACCAUGUGGCCCACCAGCAGCCUUUCCAAAGGGGAACUCCAGAAACAUUUCAUAAUGCAAACAGCACUGUUGCUUUAAGAACAAGGCCUUUGGAGGUGGCUAAACUUGCAGGCACGUGUGUGAAAAGCCAUCCCAUCUUCUGCCUCCAGUUGGAGCUUUCAGCUUUUAAAACAGUCAGAAACUAUUGAUUCUUCCCUUUAGGAAAAAAUCGCUCAGGCAGAACGGGGCACAUCCACAGGAGGAAUCUGACGAGAGGAUGUGACAUUCAGUCCAGGAGAGAAAGAGCAGUUUCUGUUAAAGAUGUAGCAAAUGGAUUUCCAAAGUCUACAUCACAUUCACUUUUCAAACGUCCCACCAGUUGAAUUUCUUUUUUCCUUAAGAAAUAGGUGAUGUCUUGGAAAACAGCUCCUUAUGUCUCUCUGUGCAUCUCCAUUUUCCUAGUCUCUGGAGUCUCAAAAAGAGUGGCAAAGCACUUUACAGUAGUAACUGAGGAAUCAGAUUCUCUGCUUCAGCGAUAUCUAGUUUGUACAGUUGGGUGAUCUUUUAUAAUUCCUAGGAGGUAAUGCAUUUUUAAUGUUUUCUGAAGCUUUGUAAGUGUGAGAGAGGGACAAGAAGUGCAGUUCUGUUCUGGAAUUCCUUAUUGCUUUCAACGGACACUCUUUGUGAAAAAUCCAAGUAAUAUUUUAGUUCAAACUUGAUCUUGAGCCAAGGCCCACUGCCACCACUGGGAUGGGAGUCGGACCUACAUACCAAGUGACAAGUUCAUCUUAACAUCUGCUUCCAGAAUGGCUUUGAUUCAGCCGUGCCAGGCAACAGAACAGGGUCAGACUCCUGCUCUAUUAUUGGCUUGAAGACUAGGAUCCCAAAGGGGUUGGAGGCAGGGAAUAUUUGAAAAUUCAGACUAGAAUUCCAGGCCGAAAGCUCAAGACCACUAGCCUCUCCUCCUGCCUGGAAAAAUGAGCCUUUGUGAAAGACUGAUUUACCAUGUACAAUUGUGAUUGUGAACGUUGUUGAGUAAACCUCCAGACUUUCUCUAAA
Molecule: messenger RNA, 5977 nt
Organism: Pongo pygmaeus (Bornean orangutan)
Lineage: Eukaryota; Metazoa; Chordata; Mammalia; Primates; Hominidae
Gene: GALNT10
Product: polypeptide N-acetylgalactosaminyltransferase 10
Exons: 12
Coding region: 155-1966 (603 amino acids)
Biological process (GO): protein O-linked glycosylation
Cellular component (GO): Golgi apparatus
Molecular function (GO): polypeptide N-acetylgalactosaminyltransferase activity
Source: RefSeq, a predicted model, not a curated record